Messenger RNA from Vanrija pseudolonga, 1947 nucleotides. Its product is annotated as Inosine-5'-monophosphate dehydrogenase. The coding region runs from base 178 to 1818 and encodes 546 amino acids. The transcript has 4 exons. Gene Ontology annotation, molecular function: IMP dehydrogenase activity. Gene Ontology annotation, cellular component: cytoplasm. Gene Ontology annotation, biological process: GTP biosynthetic process. The record is from RefSeq and is a predicted model, not a curated record. NCBI's taxonomy places the organism in Eukaryota, Fungi, Basidiomycota, Tremellomycetes, Trichosporonales, Trichosporonaceae.
UGGCAACCUCCUGCCCCCCCUCCCCGCGCCUCCUCCCCCCGCCGCAUCCAUCAACAAUUUUGCUUUCACACUCUUCUUGUUCUUGGGAACGCAUCGAAAGCCUGCUUGUCGAUACCUUCCCACUCCACUUCAUACGCGCGUAUCAAUCCCAUAAAACAGCCAAAAAGGACCGCACAAAUGUCCCCCAUUGCUAACGGUACCGCUACCCCCGCCGGCGCGCCUCCCCGCGCCGCCGAGGCUCUCCCCGCCUCGGAGGCCAUCGCCUACCUCGAGCAGUACGGCCGUGGCGACGGCCUGUCGCUUGCCGAGCUCAUGGACUCGCGCAAGAACGGCGGCCUCACUUACAACGACUUCCUCAUGCUCCCCGGCAAGAUCGACUUCCCCGCUUCCGAGGUCUCGCUCCAGACCCGCGUGACCCGCAACAUUCUCCUCAACGCCCCCUUCCUCUCGUCCCCCAUGGACACGGUCACCGAGGACCGCAUGGCCAUCGCCAUCGCCCUCCACGGUGGUCUCGGCAUUAUCCACCACAACUGCUCCCCCGAGGAGCAGGCCGCCAUGGUCCGCAAGGUCAAGAAGUUUGAGAACGGCUUCAUCCCCGAGCCCCUCUGCCUCGGCCCCGACGGCGUCGUUGGCGACGUCCUCCGCGUCAAGGAGAAGUUUGGCUUCUGUGGCGUUCCCAUCACUGCCAACGGCAAGAUCGGCGGCAAGCUCCUCGGUAUCGUCACCGGCCGUGACGUCCAGUUCCGUGCCGAGUCGACCCCCCUCACCGAGGUCAUGACCAAGGACAUUGUCACUGGCGACGCUGGUCUCUCGCUCGAGCAGGCCAACACCAUCCUCCGCGACUCGAAGAAGGGCAAGCUCCCUAUCAUUGACAAGGAGGGUAACCUCGUCUCGCUCGUCGCCCGCUCCGACUUGCUCAAGAACCAGAACUACCCCCUCGCCUCCAAGGUCCCCUCGUCCAAGCAGCUCUACUGCGGUGCCGCUAUCGGCACCCGCCCCGGUGACCGUGACCGCCUCAAGCUCCUCGUUGAGGCCGGCCUCGACGUUGUCGUCCUCGACUCGUCGCAGGGCAACUCCAUCUUCCAGAUCGAGUUUGUUAAGUGGAUCAAGCAGACCUUCCCCAAGCUUGACGUUAUCGGCGGCAACGUCGUCACCCGUGAGCAGGCUGCCCAGCUCAUCGCUGCCGGCGUCGACGGUCUCCGUAUCGGCAUGGGCUCGGGCUCGAUCUGUAUCACCCAGGAGGUCAUGGCCGUUGGCCGUCCCCAGGGCACGGCUGUCAACGCCGUCUCCGAGUUCGCCUCGCGUUUCGGUGUCCCCACCAUUGCCGACGGUGGUAUCUCCAACAUCGGCCACAUUGCCAAGGCCCUCUCGCUCGGUGCCAACGCCGUCAUGAUGGGCGGUAUGCUCGCCGGCACCACCGAGUCGCCCGGAGAGUACUUCUACCACGAGGGCAAGCGCGUCAAGCUCUACCGUGGUAUGGGCUCGAUCGAGGCCAUGGAGCACACUGCUGGUGGCGCCAAGGCCGGCACUGCCGCCAACAACGCCGCUACUGCCCGUUACUUCUCCGAGACCGACACUGUCAAGGUCGCCCAGGGUGUCUCGGGUGACGUCCAGGACAAGGGCUCGGUCAACAAGUUUGUCCCCUACCUCUACACUGGUCUCCAGCACUCGCUCCAGGACUCGGGUAUCCGCUCGGUCGUCGCCCUCCAGGAGGGUGCCCGCGACGGCACCGUCCGCUUCGAGCUCCGCACUGCCUCGGCCCAGAUCGAGGGUGGUGUCCACGGCCUCAACUCUUACACCAAGCGCCUCUUCGCCUAAGCGAUGGGGACUCUCGGUGUACUCAUGCCUCUAAACUUGAAAUGAAUGAGGCCACAUUUUUUUAUCAUUUUUGUAUUAGUGCUUGGUACUAGACAUAUACUCAUGCAAUGCAUUGCCUCAGGGAGAGAA